AUGCCAGUACCGGACCCCCGCCGCAGGAUGAGCCUCGCGGCAGAGUCCCGGCGCAUCAUAAGCCGCACGGCUCGCCUUCCAGCCUGGGUGCACCGUGCGCGACAGCUAGUGCCGCCAGUACUCGCCUGUUUCCUGAGCUACAUUUGUAUUGUUGUGAAUCCGCUCAACCGACUAACAGGCCACUAUGCCUUCCUCGUCAACACGUCCGUCAUCCUCUUCUAUUUCCCCAAGGGCAGAGUCAGUACGAUCCUAGAGAACAAUACCAUCUCACUGAUUGGUGCGCUCGGGGGGUUGGGGUGGUCGAGUGCCGUGCUCGCCGUUGCGGCGUGGUAUGGCACACACUACGGCUCAGACUCAAGCCAGUCGCGCUCCGCGCUCGGCGUCGGGCUGGCAUUCCUCAGUCUCAUCAACGGUUGUCUCCGGUCGUACGCACCACGUCUCAACGUCGCCUGUCGUGCUGCCAUGUUUUAUCCAAUCUUUCUGCUCACCUCGGAGCAGCGCAUCACCCGCAUGAACCAGUGGAUGUUCCUCAACCAGUUCUUCGUCACGCUCUUCGCGUACAUUGCUGCGACAUUGUGCGGCGUGGUGCUAGCGGAGCACUCGUCAGCACCCCUGCUCGGCACACAGAUUGUCGCGUGUGUGCGCACCACAUGCGAUCUUAUCCCGACGUCCUUAGCAGCCAUUCUGGAGCCCGAUGCUGAGGACACCGACUCGUCCGUCCCGACUCCGCGCGAGGGUCCACAAGCUGCGACAACGUUACGGGUAGGGGAGAAGGAGCUCGAGGAGCAAAACCCGACCACUUCGCGGCAGCAGCUCCUUGCUCAGGACCUCCGCACCGAGGUGGCUGCUAUGCGUGCGACGUUCAAGGCGUACUCGUUGGACAUUGUGCGUGCGCGCCACCCACCGAGGGCGCUGCGGCCCGUUAUCAAGGUGUUCGGGAGACUCCAGCGCAACGCACUCUUCAUGCCAACUGGAUACGUACCUGGCGAGCGAAUCCGCAAUGCGCUGGAGCGUGCCUAUGCGACCCCACAUUCGCCUGCAGUUUCACGCGCGUCGAGUCGGCCCGGUACACCGCGGCCGAUGCCGAGUGCAACCAACGAAAAUGGGAGUGGUACGCCUAUCACGCCCAUUGCAGCCAACUUCGACACGGCGACACCCACGACAAGCGCGCUUAACUCGGCCGCAAGCUUGAAGAGCUUCCGCCUCCAUUCGCCGGCUCUUCCGCGCGAGACUGCUGCCGAGCACCUGGCCCGCGAGCUGAGCAAGAUUGCAACGCACAGGCAUACUGGAAGCCGUAUCCCCAGUGGGAAUCACGACAACUCAGCCCGGCGCAAGCUCACCGCAACGUGCGGGAACUUGAGCAACGCGAUCAUUGCAGCCCUCCGCGGCUCUGCAACGUUACUGACCGAGGCGUGCGAGUGGCGAUGGCGGACACCAGUUGUUUUGCCUCACACGGACCUACUAUUGGCACAGCUUAGCGGUGCACUUGAUGAGCUCGAGAAGCGUCUCAGUGGGAUCCUCGACAGUGCCGAAGUGCCGAAGAGCCCUACCUCUGGCGUCGUAUUCGAAGAUGAGAUGACGAGCGAUUGGCUCGACGAAGAAGACAGGUUCCGCAUCGCAUUCUUCAUGAUUGCUCUUCUCGACCUUGCACGCGAUACCCGCUUUUUGUUACGCACUGCAGGUCGACUGCAUGACGAGCAGGCUCCCAAGCAAUGGUACUUACCCGCUGUUAACUGGCCAUGGGCUCCCCUACCCGACGACGCGGUGCUGCCGUCCAUCGACAGAGAGGUGCCGACGGGUACCGACGACCAUAAUUUCCGGUACAAGAACAAUGAGGACCUCGACUUUGUGCAAUCGCUCCUGCACGAGUCACGCGAGACGAGCAAGGCGCGACCGCGCAUGGCCGAGGCGCGGACGUUUGGCGAGCGCGCGAACGCUGCGUGGCGCGCCAUAUGGGACCGCAGCGGAGUCGUGCUCACUCGUGUUCUGCUCUCGAAGGCCUUCCACACACUCAAGCACUCGCGUCACGUCCACUUCGCGCUCAAGCAGACCAUCGGCAUCAGUGUACUCUCUCUCGCGGCCUUCCUUCCUGCUGGAAACAGUGGGCGACAAUGGUACGACUCGACGAACGGCGCAUGGAUGGUUGUGUCGUUCAUGUACGUGCUCGAAGUGACCACGGGUGCGACUCUACACGUCGGCUUCUAUCGUAUGUGGGGGACUUUUAUCGGCGCGGUCCUUGGCUACAUUUUCACCACUAUCGCCCACACCAAUCCCUACGGCCUGGUCGUCUUGUGCACAGCAGCGUCUGUCCCUAUUUCGUACGGCAUUCUGUUCACGGAGGUUGCGCCUAUGGCCAUUGUGACGGGCAUCACCCUCCCGCCCAUUGUCUUUCUUCAGUACCUCGGUCUCACCCAAGGCAAGUCCCAGUUCCACAUUGCGUGGGAGCGCUUUGUGGAUAUCGCCAUUGGUAUCGCUGCCGCCGUCAUCAUCGGCAUGUGGCUGUGGCCCAUGCACGCGCGAGUACAGUACUUUUCGGCAGUCGCAGACACGAUGGAUCAGAUCACGGAAUAUUACCUGCGCAUGUCGCGCGACCUCCUUCGCCCGUCCUUGGUAUACAAGGCGAACAACAAGCAGUACCCAAUCCUCGAGUCUGCUGUCCGGCGUCACCUCACACGUUCCCGCAUGCUCGUUGAUAUCCAAACGCGUGAGAUCUCGCUCCUCCCGAGGCCCAUCAAGCUGUACUCUGAAGUGAUCGACCUUGCCGAGCGCCUGAUCGAGACGUUCACCGAGGUGCGGACGCUGCGCUUCAGCUUACCACGGCAGGAGACAGUGCUUGACGUCCUCCCGAUUCGGCGUGAACUGGUCUCCGCAAUCUUGAUCAAUCUCUGGGCAUGUGGGCAGGCGUUUCGUUCCCGGAGCCCGCUCCCUCAACUGCUUCCAUCCCCUCGCGUGCCUCUUGGAGAGGUGAUGGACGCGACGGACAGUCAUGCGCAGGACGUGCGUGGCAUACGCGCGCGUGCCAAUCUCCGACGGCGUCGAGGGCGCGACGGGAAUGACGACGUCGAGGAGACGGGACGAGACGAGAUCGCCGUGCUGUACGGUAUGGCGGAGAAUGAGGCGCUUGGCGAAGUCAUCACGAGUCUUGAGUCGCUCCUAGCUGCCGCACGAACGCUGUUCGGCACACAGAGUUUCCUGGACAUGGCCGACCUGCGCCAGAUGUGA
Molecule: messenger RNA, 3222 nt
Organism: Cutaneotrichosporon cavernicola
Lineage: Eukaryota; Fungi; Basidiomycota; Tremellomycetes; Trichosporonales; Trichosporonaceae
Exons: 8
Coding region: 1-3222 (1073 amino acids)
Source: RefSeq, a predicted model, not a curated record